CCAUCCCUCCCUCCUCCCUCCUCCCUCCUCUCUCCGGGUUUCCGAUUUCCCGGCCACCGCCCUCCUCUCUCUAUUUAACUAGUUGUAUUACCCACAUCUCUCUCGCCCUCCUCGUCUUCUCUCUCUCUCUAACCCAUCAACGGUGCCUUCUCAUCAUCAUCAACCCCCCUCCCUAACCCCCUCCGGAUUCAAGAAGCAGAGGCUCCGGCGAUGAUGUCUUCGCCCGCCUCUUCGCCGCCUCCUUGGAUCCCGACUUCGCCCCUCUCUCCCCCGAACCGCGGAUCCUCAAGUCCCGCCUCGUCGCCGGCGAGACCCUCUACGGCCUCUUCCUCCUGCGCUCCUCCCCGACCCUCGCCGAUAUCGCCGGCCUCGCCGGCUACGACUACGGGGUCGUCGACAUGGAGCACGGCUCUGGCGGCAUCGCCGAGGCCCUCCCCUGCCUCCGCGCCCUCGCCGCCGCCCGCACCCCAGCCAUCCUCCGCCGAGGCCCUCCCCUGCAUUAUCCCAUCAUUUAUUUAUUUAUAAUUGCAUUACAUUUAUUAUCACUGUUUUUACUUCCAGAUUUGAGAGAAGAUGCAUGAAUUCUUUAUUUUAUUUUAUUUUAUUUUUUCUGUUGGUAAUCCAACCUCUUUGUCUUUCUCCGAUUUCGAUUAGGGUUGUGAAGCAAUUAUCUUUUCUAAACCCCUUUUGGUACGACAUAUUGUUGGUCUGAGGAACAUGAUAGAUAUGCUUCAUUAGCCCUGAUAUUUUGCGUUGUCUUUGGCUUCAGACCUUCUUGAAUUAAAGGAAGUUGCAUUUCUUUGAUUAUGGGAAGCGUUUCUUGAAAUCUUAGCUUUGCCUGCGUUAAGGGAAGAAGGGGCAUCUCAACAGCCAGACCUUUUUGAAUUAAAGAAGUCGCAUUUCUUUGAUUAUGGAAAGCGUCUCUUGAAAUCUUAGCUUUGCCCGCGUUAAGGGAAGAAGUAGCAUGUCAACAGCCAGGAAGAGAUCCUGUUCUCAGAGACAGCGAUGCUCAGAAGCAAUGCAGUUGCGAAGAAAAUCUUUGCCACAUGAAAAUGCACUGCACCACACGGUUAUUCUUUACCAGCAAGGAGAUAUGCCCAAAAUUUAUCAUGGGUAAUGCUUAGUGCUGGGACCGGUCCUCUUCGCCCACGAACAAUGUCGAAGCAGGAUCAAUGGACCAAGGUGUGCCUCGUCGAGUCAGUGAUGAAGUUUUCGUUGCCAUGUCUAAGGCACUCAACUUCAUAAACCCAGAUGAGCUUUCCAUGCAAUGCAUCCUUAUUGCUUUAAAUCGAUUUCUUCAGGAAAAGCAUGGUUCCAAAAUGGCCUUCUUAGAUGGUAACCCUCCUGAGAGGCUAUGCAUGCCAAUUGUUGAUCACAUUCAGUCAUUGGGUGGUGAAGUCCAACUAAAUUCACGUAUACAAAAAGUUGAACUGAACUGUGACGGAACCGUGAAACACUUUGUGCUCACCAAUGGAAAUAUUAUCAGUGGCGGUGUUUAUGUUAUUGCCACUCCUGUUGAUAUCUUGAAGCUUCUUUUGCCUCAAGAGUGGAGGGAAAUUUCAUACUUUAAGAAGCUGGACAAAUUAGUGGGAGUUCCGGUGAUUAAUGUUCAUAUAUGGUUUGACAGGAAACUGAAGAACAAUUAUGAUCAUCUUCUUUCCAGCAGUAGGAUCCAGUCCAUCAACACCAGCAGUUGUCCUAUGGAGCAACAAUAGCAACAGGUCAAUCUUGAGAGCCACUGGCUCAGUAUUGCUCUCAGCUCUCAGCUCUCCGCUGAACUGCUAUGGCCAUCACAACCUUCGAAGUUGCCACUGGUUGAUCAGAGAACAUUACCUGCUUGCUUCCUAUAGAAAGCUUUACAAAAACUUUCAUUACUUUCAUCCAUCUAGUUGUGAUUUCUUAGCACAUUAUUUGCAGUUGAUAGAAAAAAACAAUUCUUUGGUGUAUUUUUUUAAGGAAUUCCUUGGUGUAUUUGAUAUGAUUAAACUUUUAUUUAUUAUGGAACUUAGGUUGACUUGCUGUCUUC
Messenger RNA from Phoenix dactylifera (date palm), 2026 nucleotides. The record is from RefSeq and is a predicted model, not a curated record. NCBI's taxonomy places the organism in Eukaryota, Viridiplantae, Streptophyta, Magnoliopsida, Arecales, Arecaceae.